Opisthocomus hoazin is the source of this 645-nucleotide messenger RNA. The record is from RefSeq and is a predicted model, not a curated record. NCBI's taxonomy places the organism in Eukaryota, Metazoa, Chordata, Aves, Opisthocomiformes, Opisthocomidae.
AUGGUGGAAGCUGGUCACGAACACCGCUCUGCUCUCAGGGAAAAAAACCCAGAAAUGAGCAACAUGGAGCUGGUUAAAAAAAUAGCAGAUGCUUGGAAGGAGUUACCAGCAGCACAGAAACAGGUUUAUGAGGAAGCUAGAAAGACAGACUGGCAAAGGUAUCAAGAGCAGUUGGCCGCAUAUAAAGCACAGCUAUCUCCAGCCCAGGCUGUGGCUUUGAGAGAAGAAAGGAGAAAACGACUGGCAAAAAGAAGGUCGUUCAGGGCAAAAAGAGAAUUGACUGUGCUUGGAAAACCUAAAAGACCUCGUAGUGGCUUUAACAUUUUUGUGUCAGAAAACUUUCAAGAAAGUGAGGGGAUUUCACCUGCGGCAAAGCUGAAGCAAUUAUUUGAUGCAUGGCGAAAAAUGUCCAGUUCUCAAAAGCAGCCAUACCUGCAGCUUGCUGAAGAUGAUAAGGUUCGGUACAACAAUGAAAUGAAGUCUUGGGAAGCAAAAAUGGUUGAACUUGGACGUGAAGACCUGAUACGCUCCAGAAGGGAAGGGCCAAAAAAGAAAACUGCUGAAACUGCAAAGAAAGCUGAAACAGCCAAAGCUUCCUCACAUGAAAAAAAGGCAAAAUUAAAAUUGAAAAAAUCAGAGGAAUAA